CCGCUCCUGAGCUUGUUGUCUAUCUUGUCAUCUGAUAAAUCUUGAGGGUACCACUGGAACAUAUCCAUGCGUGUAGUAUCCAUACUCCAUCCCAGAAAUGGCACAAACGGGGCGGACUUCGCCGUCAACGAGUCCGGAGAGGUUCUGGUGUUGAAAUAUCAGGGCGAAGCCAUCCUCAGCGAGGUCCCCGAGACAUUUGUAGAUUUAGAAGAGACCUGCCGUGACACGUUCUCUCUCCCUAAAGCCGCCACCCUCAUUUUCGAAACAAGUGACUUGAACAUCUGUCAGGGACAGCCGGUCAAGAUCAUGCGAGGUGCUUGGGCUGCGAUUCGUCUUGUCGUUGGUGCUGUCACUGUCAGCAUCAAAGGUGAUAGACAAAGGGUCCAUGACGAAGGAAGAGUCUCGUUCCUCCCAUUCACUGAAGUUCGCGUUGAAGAGACCGAAUACUCCCAUUCGCUCUCUACCAGCAAGCACGGCAUACCUGCAGGAUCAGCUCGCAAGCCUCAUCCUCGUACAUAUCACGGCACCCCGCAAGAAAACGACGCCGCUCCUAUCCUUCCUCCUACCUCCCCACUGGCUGGCAAAUCCCCCGCCCCCUUGCGUAACACACUUCAACCGCACAGAGGCUUCAAUCCAGACGAUAAUGAUGACGCAGGCGAAGAUGAUGACGACAGAGUGAACGCAACUCUUGAUGAUUUCGAAGACGACGAGGACGAGAACGAGCCUCCAGUUCGGUCUCCAGUCAAAGGUAAAGGUAAAACACCGAUCCAGCGUCAGAUCCUCUCGGAUGACGAAGAGGAGAACGACGAGAAUGAACGGCCUGCGUCGGAUGUUUACGUCGAUAGUAUCUCGUCGGCGAGGAAGCCGAGGGUCUCCGUUGGCCACCGUACUGUCCCGCAACAAGAGACUGUGAAUGACAUUUUCUCUCCGAAGGCGAACAAGACUGCGAGGACACGCGUCCCUUUGACUACAUCUCCGGACUCGGAUGACGAUGGUGGAAGAGGGACUAAAGGCUCGGAGUCGACGGGGGGGAGGGGCAGCUCAGAUACUUAUGAGUUUGUAAUGUCGCCGCGGGAGACGAAGCGAGUAGCGAAGAACGCAGAGGACUUGUUCAUGGAUGAUGGGGAUCUGGAUAAUCAGGAGAAUGCCGGUAGAAAAUCUGCGACGCCUAGACGUACGCCGGUUUCUCAGAAGAAGCCUUCAUCCCGCAUCAACCGUGAAGACGAGCACAUCGCUGCAUCCCUCUUCAAACCUGCAACCUCAAAGUUCAAGCCCGCCCAGACUAGUUCCAGUCAUGCGUCCGAUCGCGACGAUACUUCCCAAGCACCAACAGAGUCCAGCCAAACUACUGUCGUCUCCGGACCUGAAGACAAGCUCCUCAUCACGAUCUCGUAUCCUCCCGGCGAGCAGUCCUCCAAGUUCAAGGUGAAGGGGAAACAUAACGUCGGGAAAGUGCUGCAGAGCGCUUGCAAUGCGUUCGGAUUGGAUUACAAUUCGGCGCAUCUAUAUCUGCAGGACGGUCUCGAAGACGGUGUGGAGAUGACCUAUGAGUGUAAGAAGAGUGAUACGUUGGCCGGGUCCGGAGUUGGACAGGGUGCAGCAUUCAUCAUUGCGCUGGACGACGAUGAGGAGUGA
Molecule: messenger RNA, 1635 nt
Organism: Stereum hirsutum FP-91666 SS1
Lineage: Eukaryota; Fungi; Basidiomycota; Agaricomycetes; Russulales; Stereaceae
Exons: 6
Coding region: 67-1635 (522 amino acids)
Source: RefSeq, a predicted model, not a curated record